GAGAGGAUUCGGGAGGGAGAAUCUUUUAUUAUGAAACAGCGGAAACUACCGGCUCAUUCUUGCUUGCGCUCGCUUUGAAUCAAGCCGGUGUGACCUGCAGUGUCCUCAAAACAAAACAAAAAAUCUCGAAUUGGUGUGUGAUAAAUCGAGGACACAAGACAAUCGGCAACAUGGUCCUCGAGGAGAAAAUGAUCAGGAACGGGGAACCAGACGACGAGGAAGAGGAAGAAGAGGAGGAGGCAGACUUGGUGGAUCCUCUGGAAUCAAUGCGAGAAAAGUGUGCUGAGCUCGAGCACUGUGUCCACACUCAUGCACGUCUGGAGGAGUGUGAGACCAGAGUGAACGCUCGCUCAUCCACAACGGAAGACUGCACGGAGGAGCUUUUCGACUUCCUCCAUGCUCGGGACCACUGUGUGGCGCACAAGCUCUUCCAUUCAGUCAAAUGAAAUUGGCAGUGCCAGUGGCCCAUGCAGAAGUAGAAUUAUGGUUCUCAGUGCAUCCAAAAAUAUAUACCCUACUGUAUGUACAUGAAUUAUGUUGUGUGUUGUUUUAUCUGUAUAACCAUGUGAGGAAACUGAAUAAUUAAAGUGGAAUGCCCAAGA
Messenger RNA from Syngnathoides biaculeatus (alligator pipefish), 602 nucleotides. RefSeq names its product cytochrome b-c1 complex subunit 6, mitochondrial (gene uqcrh). The record is from RefSeq and is a predicted model, not a curated record. Lineage: Eukaryota; Metazoa; Chordata; Actinopteri; Syngnathiformes; Syngnathidae. The transcript is spliced from 4 exons. Bases 171 to 446 code for a protein of 91 amino acids. Gene Ontology annotation, biological process: mitochondrial electron transport, ubiquinol to cytochrome c.